CACCAUCCAUGUGGUAGCAUGAAGACCACCCUUGUAACCCUUACGCUCGCGCUUGCGAUCGCGCAAGGCGCGACGCUCGCGCAAGGCGAAGUCGACUGGCCGUCGCGCGCGAAAGCCGUGAGAGGCGCUCUGAAGGACUCCUUCCGCGCCUACGAGAAGGACGCGAGCGGCUUCGACGACCUCGCGCCGGUCUCGCGACGAGGCGUCAACUGGCUGCACUCCCGAGCCACCCUCGUCGACGCGCUGGACAGCUUGUACGUCGUCGGGCUACGCGAGGACUACGAGAGGGCCGUGACCGAAGUGCUGAGGCCGACGCUCGUCGGCGAGCCGCCGUUCUGGCAGUCUGUCUCCGUUUUCGAGUACCACAUCCGUGUCGUAGGAGGGCUAUUGGGCGCGUUCGAGGUGUCGGGCGAUCGGCGCUUGCUCCACGCGGCGAGCCAUGCCGCCGACCGCGUGCUGAGCGUCCUCCCGCGCAAAUUGGGAGACGCCUACACGCGCACGCGGCAGCGCCUUGCCGAUCCCUACGGGAGACCCAUCUUGUGGCUGGUCGCGCGUAUCAUCGACGAGGUCCAGGCGCGCUGGCCCGGGCAGCACAAGGACUGCGCGUCUCUGGCCGGUAUAGGCAGCUUCGGUCUCGAGCUCCGCGUCCUGGCGCGCGAGACGGGCGACCUCACGUACGAGGCCGCGGCCGAUCGUAUCUUCGACCAGUUACACGAAGGCUGGGCCGAGGACGGCGGCGGUGGCAUGAAGCGGUGGAUGAAGGGGUUCUACGGCAAGGACUGCAAUUUCAACAACCGGUUGCACGCGCGCCGAGGCCUUGGGUCGGGGGGCGACUCGUUCCACGAGUACCUGCUGAAGGAGCAGCUCGUCGGCGACGCCUCGGAGGCGCGCGCGGCCAUGUACGACUGGGUGGAAGCUAGAUUGAUGCGCGAGGCGCUGCCGAACGAGCAUCUCGCGCUGUUUGCUCCCGGUAUGCUCGCGCUCGGCGCGACGACUGCAAAGCGCCGGCGGAGCGCCUCUUCGACAAGUCGGGAGCGCGCGCUCGCCCGCGCCCGGGAGCUCGUCGACGGCCACGGGCGCGACUGGUAUCGCACUGUGUGGAAUCAGAUUUCGGACGCCCCACGCGUCGAUGGCGUGGGGGUUCACGCAGAUCUCCGCAAUACUUCUCAGGAUAACCUAACUCACUGGUUGAUUUCCACACAGGUAUCGCACCCCCACGGGCCUCGGCGCGGACGGGAAAGGUGAAAAGAGUCGAUGGUAUGCUCUGCGACCGGAAUAUGUGGAGAGCCUCUUCUACCUCUACCGGACGACGGGCGACGACGUUUACAGGGACCGGGGCUGGGCCGUGUUCGAGGCGCUCGUCACGCAUUGCCGCGUGAAGGCGACGGGCGCGUUCGCGGGUCUCAAGGACGUGCGGUCUCCAAAGCCCGAGUUAGAUGAUGCGAUGCCGUCGUUCUUUCUCGCGGAGACGCUGAAGUACUUGUACCUGCUCUUCUCCGAGCGGGACGUCUAUCCCCUCGACGAGUGGGUGUUUACGACGGAGGCGCAUCUGCUCGCGACGGAGCCGCGGUGCGACCGGGCGGCCUGCGUCGGGCCCGCGCGGCCGCCGCGGUGGCGGCGACUCCCCCUCGACGUCGUGGUAUUGCUCCUCUUCGGCUGCUUGUUGUGGAUCCGUGUGCGGCGGCGACGCCGGAAGGAGCGGACGGUGUAA
Pelagomonas calceolata is the source of this 1711-nucleotide messenger RNA. The record is from the annotation of a GenBank genome assembly. NCBI's taxonomy places the organism in Eukaryota, Pelagophyceae, Pelagomonadales, Pelagomonadaceae.